This is a messenger RNA of Acytostelium subglobosum LB1, 1902 nucleotides long. RefSeq lists its product as hypothetical. Gene Ontology annotation, cellular component: cytosol. Gene Ontology annotation, molecular function: oxidoreductase activity; FMN binding; flavin adenine dinucleotide binding. The record is from RefSeq and is a predicted model, not a curated record. The transcript has 3 exons. Lineage: Eukaryota; Evosea; Eumycetozoa; Acytosteliales; Acytosteliaceae. The annotation marks the transcript as partial.
AUGGUAGACUUUAAAAAGUUGGCAACAAGCAAAUCAGCAUGGGCGCUGGCACUUGGAGGUGGCGCAACAUACUUCCUUUAUCAAUUCUUCACGAUGCCCAAUGUGUCAAAUGCUGAAGGUGGUAGUAUUGCAUUCAAGGCUGCACCACAGGGUCAACAAGGACAACAACAACAGCCAGCAAAGAAGAAGGAGAGAUACGUGGCGCCGACCGAUCCCUCGCGCCCCGUGCUGAUCCUGGUCGGCACCGAGUACGGUCUGUCACACGAGGUUGCACAGAAGCUCGAGCAGGAGAUUGGUCAGCUGACUGGCAUCUUUGCACGCAUCGUCGAUAUGGAGGAGUACGAGAUGGUCAACUUUGCCAAGGAGCAGCUGGUCCUGGUCAUCACCUCGACAUAUGGUGACGGUGUGCCUCCCACGACCGCCCGUCCCUUCUUUGACUACCUCGAGGCCAACUCACUGGACCUCGCUCACUGCCAGUUCUGUGUAUUGGCGCUGGGAGAUCGCUCAUACCCCCUGUUCUGCCAGGCGGGCAAGACCAUGGACGCGCUGUUUGAGAAGUCUGGCGCCAAGCGUCUGCAAAACAGAGUCGAGGUCGACCAGGAGGACUGGAAUGUGUUUGAUCGCUGGAUCGACUCGGUCGUCAAGAUGCUGCCCUCACUCAAUCUGGAGGAGAAGGAGGACUACCUGUACGAGGUGGCCAAGUCCUUUGCUCUUGCCGCUGGCAAGCACAACAAGAAGGUGCCAUACUCAUCAAAGCUGUUGGUCAAGCGUCUGCUCACCUCGGGCACUGGCGACAAGGAAGCCUUCCACUUUGAGUUUGUCCUGGGCGAGUCUGAGCUCAAGUGGCGUCCAGGUGACUCGCUAGCCAUCCUCCCACACAACAAGCAGACCGAGGUAGACGCCAUCAUUGCCCUGCUCAAGGUGUCCGCUUCGACCAAGAUCAACACACCAUCGUCGCACUAUCAAGAGAAGCUUGGCUCUGCCAACCCUGCUCAGAUCACCCUAUCCCACGCUCUAACCAAGUGCUACGAUCUCCACAACCUGAAGCCUGAGCUUCUGACCCUGCUCCGCGACCAUUCCAAGAACGACUCUGAGAAGCAACGUCUGGUUCAGUUGCUCAAGGAAGGUACGAGCAAGACCAAUGUAGCACUUCACAAGUAUCUUGAGGAGCAUCACCUAGUGGAUGUGCUCAAGCAGUUCUCAUCAGCUCGUCCACCAAUCAAUGAUGUUAUGGGUGCACUCGGAAAGUUGUUGCCACGUUACUACUCCAUUGCCUCGUCUCAAUCACAUAAUGACAAGACAGUCUCAUUAUGUGUGGCAGUUGUAAGAUAUCAACUGCAUGGCAGCGAUAGGAUUGGUGUGGCCAGCACACAUAUGGCCGAUCGUUUGGCUAUUGGCGAUGAAUGCUCGAUCUAUGUCAACAACAACCCAGACUUCCGUCUGCCAGAGGACCCCAACACACCCAUACUGAUGAUUGGACCAGGCACUGGUCUCGCACCAUUCAUUGCCUUUAUUCAGGAGCGAGUCAAGCAGCAGGCGACGGGCGACAUGCACCUCUACUUUGGCAGUCGCUCCAGCCAGAUCGACUUCCUCUACGGCAAUGAACUGCAGCAGUACGCGCAAGCCGGCACCAUCAAGCUCAACACGGCAUUCUCUCGCGAGGGUCCCGCCAAGGUCUACGUGCAGGAUCGUCUGAUGGAGAACUCGGAGCAGGUGGCCGAGCUCAUCAAGGCUGGCGGACACAUCUACGUCUGUGGUGAUGCCAAGAACAUGGCGCCAGACGUCCACAACACACUCAAAUCAAUCCUAGUCAAGCAUCAACACUGUGCCGACGAGCAAGAGGCCGAGGUCCAUCUCCAUCACAUGGAGAAGUCAAAGAGAUACCAGAAGGAUACUUGGUUC